CACUACCCCCAACGCCGCCUACACCCUCGGGCCUCGUCCGCCCCCACACCACCCGCCGUCGCUCUCCACCCCGAGCAGGGGCACUGUGCCGCGGUCGUCCUUCAUCCUCACCGGUUGUUGUAACUGUCAUAUUUUCACAUGGAUUCAACAACACAAGAUUUUCAACCCCGUACAUUCUCCAUCAAGCUGUGGCCGCCAAGUGAAAGCACUCGUCUCAUGCUUGUGGAGAGGAUGACCAAAAAUCUGUCCACUGAGUCCAUAUUUUCUCGCAAGUAUGGCCUUUUGGGCAAGGAAGAGGCUCAUGAUAAUGCUAAAAGGAUCGAAGAAAUAUGUUUUACCUCUGCAGAUGAGCAUUUCAAGGCAGAGCCUGAUGGUGAUGGGAGUUCUGCUGUCCAGCUGUAUGCAAAGGAAACUAGCAAACUGAUGCUGGAAGUUCUGAAAAAAGGUCCAACUUCAGCUACGGAGCCAGAAGUACCUCUGGUUGAUACACCUGUUGAACCUGCUGAUAAUGUGUUCGAUAUAUCUGGUGGCAAGCGUGCUUUUAUUGAGGCAGACGAAGCGAAGGAACUUUUGAGCCAACUUACCAAACCAGGAAAUGCUUAUAAACGGAUUUGCUUCAGCAACAGAAGCUUUGGUAUUGGUGCUGCCAAUGUUGCUGGGCCUAUUCUUGAAUCAAUCAAAACACAGCUCACGGAGGUAGAUAUAUCUGAUUUUGUUGCUGGAAGACCCGAGGAUGAAGCCCUUGAUGUGAUGCGCAUCUUCUCAAAAGCCUUAGAAGGUGCUGUAUUGAGAUACCUGAACAUCUCUGACAAUGCCUUAGGUGAAAAGGGCGUCAGAGCAUUUGAAGAGCUCCUGAAAUCACAGGACAACCUGGAAGAACUAUAUGUGAUGAAUGACGGUAUAUCAGAGGAUGCUGCAAAAGCUCUUUCUGAACUUAUUCCUUCUACCGAGAAGCUUAAGGUUCUCCACUUCCACAAUAACAUGACAGGGGAUGAAGGUGCUAUGUUUGUUGCAGAGAUGGUUAAACGUUCUCCUAAUCUAGAGAGUUUCAGGUGCUCAGCGACAAGGAUAGGAUCUGAUGGUGGAGUUGCUCUGGCUGAGGCAUUAGGGGCAUGUACUCGACUGAAGAAACUUGAUCUCCGGGACAAUUUGUUUGGUGUUGAGGCAGGGGUGGCUCUUAGCAAAACCCUUUCAAGGCUUCCUGAUCUUGCUGAGCUGUAUCUCAGUGACCUCAAUCUUGAGAAUAAGGGCACAGUAGCAAUUGUCAAUGUCCUCAAACAGUCGGCACCUCAAUUGGAGGUCCUUGAAAUGGCUGGAAAUGAAAUUAAUGCCAAAGCAGCCCAAGCUUUGGCAGAAUGCCUAACAGCACUUCAAUCACUCAAGAAGUUAACCUUGGCUGAAAAUGAACUGAAGGAUGAUGGUGCUGUGGUGAUUGCAAAAUCAUUGGAAGAUGGACACUGGGAUCUGAAGGAGCUUGAUGUUAGCACAAAUAUGCUGCAGAGGGUGGGAGCUCGCUGCUUUGCCCAAGCAGUCACCAACAAGCCAGGUUUUGUGCAACUAAACCUCAACGGGAAUUACAUCUCUGAUGAAGGGAUAGAUGAGGUGAAGGAUAUUCUGAAGAGUGGUAAGAACUCAGCGGAUGUGCUUGGGUCACUUGAAGAAAACGACCCUGAGGGAGAUCCCGAUGAUGAUGAUGAGGAGGAAGAGGAUGAUGGUGAGCUGGACUCACAGUUGCAGGGCCUGAAGGUUGAGCAGGACGAUUAAUCAUGUUUAUUAGAUUGAUUAGUUCCUACCCUUUUUCUCGAAUUAGCUUGAAAAUGUUCUCUUGCCAGGUUGGAUUUUCACUUUGAACGGACGCACUGUGGCUCCAAUUGUUUUGAGCCAAAGGGUUUAGCCUGGCGGUUUAUCAGCACUUCUCUAACUUUCCAUUUAGAACUUACAUGUAUCGGUUGUCAGUUCAAGUUCAGUUGAAGCUGGACCCUUGUAUCAUUGGCAUGCAUUUGCUGUGGUACUAUCUUUUGAUGCUGUCUCUUUGUCUUAUGAUACACAUGUUUGGAAGCUAUUAGCCUGCUGCAUAUCCUUGGGCUCUGCCCGAAUUCAUGUACCCUAUACGGCACAACCUGGCAAAACCUGAAUCUAUACGGCAAAACCUGAAUUCAGUGGGUUAAAUCUGACGGCCCAAAGCAUGUGAUUGGUGCUA
Messenger RNA from Oryza brachyantha (malo sina), 2200 nucleotides. Its product is annotated as RAN GTPase-activating protein 2-like. The transcript has 2 exons. Bases 139 to 1764 code for a protein of 541 amino acids. NCBI's taxonomy places the organism in Eukaryota, Viridiplantae, Streptophyta, Magnoliopsida, Poales, Poaceae. Gene Ontology annotation, molecular function: protein binding; GTPase activator activity. The record is from RefSeq and is a predicted model, not a curated record.